UUUACCACAGGCGUCAGCACCACAAGCAUGUGGUAUUAUCUGUGUAUGAGGAUAACUAAAGUUACUGACAAUUCAUUUUAUUAUUACUUAUUAGCAGAUAUAAACACUAAUACCAUUCCGAAUGUAAGAGCUAUCUCGUCAACAACAAAUCCAACUGACGCCAGGAACCUUCCAACGUGUACUUUCUGUCAGGACAGAACUUCGGAUGCAUCUUUUCUUCGGAGAUCGACAGUUACCUCUGUGCCACCAGUGACAGCAGUUCCAGUUUGUUUACCGUGUACAAAGACACAGGCAGAGUGUGAUGCCACCACAGUUGCCCCAGCAGUGACAAGUAUGGCGACAUCUACAAGUUCACCAACUGUAGCCAGUGUUACAGACAGAGUUUUGCCAAUAGCUACUAGCUCGCAAGUUUCACGACAGGCCGUAGCAGGCGUGGCAAAUGUAGCAGGCGCAUCAGACUCGGGGUUCAUUUUUGUGGAUACAAUCGUGUUAUUUGCAGCGAUUGUAGGCAUUCAGGCCAUAGUCAAUUAUUUUAGUUCGGUGGAGCCAGGUUAUGAACUAGUGCAAUUUGUCGAUUCAACUGUUUAGUAUCAGGAACUUAUAUACUGGCCACUUCAUGUGAUCUGUUUUUACAAUAAAUCACCGAUUCAGUGCCUUUGUUUUUCUUAUUUACUGACGUUGCAAUAGAGGGAAAAAAGUAGUAUUACAUUUCCCCGGCCUCAGGUGAGCUUUUCGAGUACCCUAGGCGGGUGAAGGAAGUCAACUUAGGGGCGCUGUGAUUAGAUGUAUGGGAACAAUAUAUAUAUAUUUUUUAUUUAUUUAUGAAUAACUACAGUGUGUAAAUUUACAAUAUAAAUUUUGAAACUCAUUGAAAUAUUUUCUUGAGAAUUAUUCGAAAAGGCUUCAAAAUUUUCAUAAAUUUGAUGUAAAAUGACGGUGGGCAUGGAUACCAUAAACAAGCUCCGUUCGAAGAUGGUCAUGAUACUAUUAGGCUUCAUUUGUAAAACAGAAUGAUAAAGUUCUAAUAUCACACAUAACUUUUUUGUCCAGGUUUUUAUUAUAAAAAGUGGUAAUUGAGAAAAUGUUAGUAUUGUCGACUUUGGAAGAAACAAAUCUACCGCUUUCCUAGGAGGAAUUUGGAGCGGAGGAGAUAUCAAUGGAUACGAUUGCACGCUUUCCUAGGAGGAAGGUGAAGCGGAGGAGAUACGAUUGCAUUUUUGUCGUGAAUUAUUGAUUACUUCUAAAAGUUAUACGUGAGUGUAUUGUAUAAUGUAACUAUGAAAAUUGUUAUAUUUUAUCUAUGUUAUUGAAGUAUGAUGCGCAUUAUAUCGUGUUGAUUCUUCCUCUCAAAUAGAUUUUGUUUU
Messenger RNA from Mytilus californianus (California mussel), 1364 nucleotides. RefSeq lists its product as uncharacterized. Bases 28 to 588 code for a protein of 186 amino acids. The record is from RefSeq and is a predicted model, not a curated record. The transcript is spliced from 7 exons. Lineage: Eukaryota; Metazoa; Mollusca; Bivalvia; Mytilida; Mytilidae.